CUGACUCUGCCACCCAUGUCCUCCUCACGCGCCGUAUCCGGCCUAGAAGAAAUAGACACCGUGGUCAAUCGGCUUUCGCUGUCAAGCGUGGUGGACCUAAAAAGCGCCAUAGUGGCCCUCAACAAACACCUCAAUGCCCACAUUUCGCGAUCAGGGAAGAAGGGCGACCUAGUAGAGCGGAUGGCCGCGUCUUUACGCCGCUUGAAAACUAGCGGAGAUCUGAAGGGCUGGAAUGCUGUCCGGUCCAGUUUUAUAAGCUUGGGGAUACUCCUUUCUCUGCCUAGAGCAUCAAGCUCUGCACUGCCCGCAAAGUCUGCCCCCAUCGCUCCUCAUCUACCGGGAAGCAUUUCAGCGCCCGUCCGAAAAAACUUUGUGUCGACGGACCCAUUUCGCUUCAAACCAUCGCCUUUUUUCAGCGUCGAGGAGACAGUAUCGACAGUUUACGAAUGUCCAGAAUCUUACAACGCGCAAGAUCGCCGUGAAGCUUUCCUGAAAUUUUCACUUACCCCAGCCCAACUCGCGAAACUCAAUACCCCCAACUCCACUUAUCAAGUCCGCCUGUUUUGCACGAGUUCCAAGUUCUACUCCGCUCACCGUGCCACCAAUCCCGACUUACCAAUCGAGUUCCCAUCAACAUGCGAAGUCUUUAUCAACGAUGUCCAGCUCAAGUCAACCGCGUUAAAGGGCAUGAAGAAAACACCUGGAACCGCUCCACCCCCCGAUCUCGGUGUCGGUACUUUGGGUCCAGGGCCGAAUGUCGUGAGGAUGAUCUAUAUAAAUCAUUCCCCGGUCGGCACCCAGGUCGAAUAUAAGCGAUUCUAUCUCGUUGCACAGUUGGUCAAAACGCAGUCUGUCAACUCGCUUGUCAAUACUCUUGUCGCCAACAACUUCGUUCCCGCAGACCGCAUUCGUCAAAAGAUGAUUUCUACGGCGAGUGAAGACGACGAUAUCAUUGCUGGGACACUGAAACUGCCUCUCAAAUGCCCCCUGAGCUUCGCCCGCAUUGCCCUGCCCUGUCGCUCUUCUAGAUGUGCUCAUUCUCAAUGCUUCGAUGCUACGUCUUGGUAUGCUGUCAUGGAACAAACUACGACAUGGCUGUGUCCUAUAUGUGAAAACGUACUCGAUUGGCGGGACCUCAUCAUCGACGGCUUUUUUGCAGAAAUUCUUCGCUUGACGCCAACGUCCGUUGACGACGUCUUACUAGAGGCCGACGGCACGUGGAGAACACCCGACGGGCGCUACUCGUCUUCAAACCCGUUCAGCGCUGCUGCCGCGAAGGGCGAAGUCAUAUCGCUCGACUCAGACGACGACGAUUAG
Molecule: messenger RNA, 1317 nt
Organism: Mycena indigotica
Lineage: Eukaryota; Fungi; Basidiomycota; Agaricomycetes; Agaricales; Mycenaceae
Exons: 11
Coding region: 16-1317 (433 amino acids)
Biological process (GO): protein sumoylation
Molecular function (GO): zinc ion binding; SUMO ligase activity
Source: RefSeq, a predicted model, not a curated record